CGCAAAGUUAAAGCCACACAUUUUUUAUUUCUUUCUCAUCCUUUUGUUCUCUCUAGAGUCUAGCCUUUCACUCAGCUCAUCCUUCCUCACAGAUCGAAGUAAUCAUAGAGAGAUAUGGAGCUCGAUUCCAUCACCGCUAAGCGCAGACUCGCUACCGUCGCUGCUCACUUCCCCAACGAUCCUGUCUCCACCGCAUCUCUUGUCCCCUUGAACUGUAGUAGCAGUUUGAACUCUGUCAUCAGAAGAUGUGACAGCAAACUCCCUUUUGCUCGGCAAGCAUCUUCUGAACAAGGCUUCUUUAUGAGGCAGGCUUCCACCGACGAGACUACAUACACAUAUGCUUGUUUUCUUUUGGCAGGGGCUGUUUGGUCUCCGAGAUCAAAUGUUGCAGAAUAUGAACAUAACUAUGUUGUGGCAAUUGAGCUACCUGGGGCCAGUAUCAAUGAUAUAAGAGUGGAGGUCGACAACUUAAACUUGAUUGUGACAGGGAGACGCACAUCUGUCGGUCAAAAAGUUGAUGCAGGCACCAAAGGUUCAAUCUGUGGGUAUCACAAGCAAGGAAUAGUGCAAGGACCAUUCAAAGUUUCCUGGCCUCUUCCCAUUAAUGUGAACAAGGAUAACGUUUCUGCUGAAUUUAUGGAUGGUCUUCUGAGAAUAGUGAUUCCAAAGCUUUGAAGAUUCAUCGUUCUGGAACCAUAGUAAACAAUGUGUAUAAUAUAUGCUGUUUGUGUGGAAGAAGGGAAAGAAAAAAGCAAUAAUUGAUGAGAGAUAUGUAAAAUAGUUUGGUUAUUUAUUUAUCAAAGAAAGUCCGUAUGCUUAUCACAUCCA
This is a messenger RNA of Brassica napus (rape), 828 nucleotides long. Its product is annotated as small heat shock protein C4. Gene Ontology annotation, biological process: protein folding; protein complex oligomerization; response to heat. The transcript is spliced from 5 exons. Lineage: Eukaryota; Viridiplantae; Streptophyta; Magnoliopsida; Brassicales; Brassicaceae. The coding region runs from base 115 to 675 and encodes 186 amino acids. The record is from RefSeq and is a predicted model, not a curated record.